AUGAUGAUGUCGAUACAAAGGGAUGAAACAGGAGGUGAAGAACAACAAUUGCUCAACUUUAAGAGGGAUUUUGGUGAUGAGGAGGCAUACGCUGCUGUUAUAGAACAUAGUUAUGGGGUAAUUCUAACAGAGAAAAGUGAUGGCGGUGAAGUAAAUAGUUCACCUGUUCGAGGAUUGAUAGUUACUGAAGUUAAUGUAGAAAAAGAAGUAAAUUAUAGUACACAUGUUGAUACCAAUUUUUUAACAAUGACUCAGUUUCAUCGUCUUCCAGGGGUGAAUGAGGAAAUGGUUAAGUUGUUGGAUGAAACCGAGUUACAGGUGUAUAGAAGGAAACAACUAAUGUCUGGAAUCAGUGGGGAAAAGGUGGUUGGAAGAAAUAUAGGAGAAGCUGUUGAUAAGGCUGCAGAAGAUGAUGAUAAUGACAAAAGGGAAAAACGUUGUGUUGAUGCGUUGUUUAAUUUCUGGGAUGACGAUGUUGUGGUUGUGAAAGCAAUUCUGGUUGAAUGGGAAUUAGUUUAA
This is a messenger RNA of Lactuca virosa, 519 nucleotides long. NCBI's taxonomy places the organism in Eukaryota, Viridiplantae, Streptophyta, Magnoliopsida, Asterales, Asteraceae. The record is from the annotation of a GenBank genome assembly.